Meloidogyne enterolobii is the source of this 1449-nucleotide messenger RNA. The record is from the annotation of a GenBank genome assembly. Lineage: Eukaryota; Metazoa; Nematoda; Chromadorea; Rhabditida; Meloidogynidae.
AUGGAGGAAAGUGACAAUUUAAAUAAUUCAAAUAAAAUGCUUGGACAUUUGGCUGAUUUGGGAAGAUUUUUAAAUGAAGCUGUUGCUGCAACUAAUAAUACAAAUAAUUUAAUAAUUAAAGAAGAAAAUGUUGAAAAUAAUUUAAAUAUAUUUUGUAAUAAUAAUGAUAAUAAUUGUUUUUUACAAGAAGAACAAACAACAAAAAAUAAUUUAAAUAAUAAACAACAAAAUGGAGAGGAAGAAGGAAUAAUAAUUAAAAAAUCAACAAAAAAUAAAAAAUUAAAUAAUAAAAAACAAAACGGGAAUGGGGGAGGGGGAGGAGGUAAAACAACACAUAAAUGCCCCCAUUGUACAUUUACUACAUUUAUGUCUCAACAUAUGAAAAGUCAUCUGAGAGCACAUGAUAAUUUUGUUGGUCAGAUGUAUAUUUGUGAUCUUUGUGGAAUGGCGUUUUCUCAAAAAGCAAAUAUGCAUAGACAUAGAGGCACACAUUCUGGAAUGCAAGAACAUUCAAUGACACAUAUAAAGACAGGAAAUGAUUUUGAUUGUCCGGUUUCUGGUUGUUCUUUUAAAUUUUCCCAACAUAAUUUACUUAAACAACAUCUCGAUCAAAAACAUGCCAUUUCCCCUUCUUUACAGGGACAGUGCAAACUUUGUAAUUUGCAAUUUUCAAAUGCUCGACGUCUUUUAAUGCAUUACCAAACAAAACAUGAGGAAUAUGCAAGUAAUGAUUCACCCGUUCUUGAAGGGCAAUCGCCGGUGAAAAGAUUAAAUAAUUGUUUAACAAAAACAACAUCUCCUUCCUCACCAUCAGAAUUACCAAUAGAAACAUCCUCCUCCCUCCAACAACAAAAUGAUCAAAAUUUUUCUUUUCCCUCAUCGUCUACCAAAAAAAUUGGACGAAAACCAAGGAAAAGGCCAAGAUUGUUAUUAUCCCCUUCGUCCUCAACUACUAUAAAUUCUUCAAUUAAACAACAAAUAAAUAAUAAUAAUUUAAUAUUAGAUAAUAAUUUAAUUAAUUCAUCAAAUCAAUAUUCAAAUAAAACAAAAGUUUUACCAGUCAAUGGCUGUAUUUCAUUUUCCCCCGCAACAUUUUCUGAUGCCCCUACAACUUCUACGUCUAGCACUUUAAAUGGUUAUAACGUAGAAGAUUUAUUAAAAUUAGACUGUGGUGGAAGUGAUAAUAAUACAAAUACUAGUUAUUAUUCUUCCCCCUCUUCCUCAUCCUUAUCUACAAAAGCACAACAAAACCUUCAAUUAUCAACAAUAUUUACUUCAACGCCCUCCCCAAGUCAAUGUUCUUCUGGAAAUUCAGGAUUUGAUCUUUUAUUUAGAGAAUGUUGGCUAAAAACUUUUUCUUCUAACGCUUUGUUAACCCAAUUUGGGGGUAAAUUACCUACAUCUACAAAUUCUUUUAUUGGAAAUAAUUCAGGCAUUUUGACUCUCUAA